Messenger RNA from Condylostylus longicornis, 726 nucleotides. RefSeq names its product leukocyte elastase inhibitor-like. The record is from RefSeq and is a predicted model, not a curated record. Gene Ontology annotation, molecular function: serine-type endopeptidase inhibitor activity. Lineage: Eukaryota; Metazoa; Arthropoda; Insecta; Diptera; Dolichopodidae.
AUGGUGAAGAGCGUAACAGCCGGCAAAAUAGACAAACUUAUCACCAAAGAGGAUCUUCUUGGACCUCUGGUGCUUCUAAAUGCCAUUCAUUUCAAAGGAAAGUGGAUGGAGCAGUUCGAUCCAAAACGUACGGAGGACGCUGAAUUUCAUAUUGAAAACGAAAAAAGUGUUAAAGUGCCCCUGAUGUAUGGGAAGAUGGUUGUUGAUUACAUGGAAGAUCAGGGCUUCCGAGCCAUUCGCUUACCUUACAAGGGCUUACCUCACAAGGAUGACAACUUAUGCAUGACCAUUGUGCUUCCUGACAACUCUGUCCAACAAUUAUCGGAAGGCUUGACGCCUGAACGGUUGAAGGAUGUGCAACGGAAAAUGGUGAAUCAGGAGGUUGAGGUUUAUAUUCCGCGCUUCCAGAUCGAACAUAAAGUCAAUUUGAAGAAGGAGCUUUCUGCACUUGGCAUGAAAACCGCAUUCUGCUGCGAGGCUGAUUUCUCGGGCAUGUCCCCGUCAGGGACAUUUAUCUCCAAUGUAAUUCAUCAAGCAAAAAUUGAAGUCAAUGAGGAAGGAACUGAAGCAGCAGCGGCUACAGCUGUGCAAAACGCGCUGCUGUUAUCCCACCCCAGGAAAACAAUAUUCCGAGCCGACCAUCCAUUUUUGUUCUUCAUCCAGAAUGAUAGAAGCAAAGAGAUCCUUUUCUUUGGAAGUCUCAUCAAUCCAGCAAAAGGAAAAUGA